UUACCACAAUAUCGAAAGAAAAAUAAAUACAUAUCGAGCAGUGCAUCAGCAAUUAUCAGUACGCACAGUGACAAGUUAACACCUCGCAUAAAGCGGUGUGUGUUACCCAAAGUGGCACUCGUUUUCGAAAAGAAGUGAAAAACUCCCAACGCGGAACCUUCUCCACUUGUACCGCAACAACUCUUGACUAGAUCUAGAGACUAGAUGAGUUCGUCUGGUGACUGUGUUCUAUCAGUGACCUUGUGAGACUACGACAUCUAGGAAAUACUGUCCCGUGAAAAUGAAGCUGUUUCCCGUGCGGCUGUCCAACAUCAAUAAGAUGUUGGAUUUUUACUCCCAAUUUAAUCCAUCACCCCUGAGCAUUAAGCAAUUUAUCGACUUCGGGCUUAAUGCAUGUCCUCGAAAGUCGUUUGUUUUCCUUCGCAAAGAGCUGCCCGUACGGUUGGCGAAUAUAAUGAAAGAGAUCACCUUGCUGCCAGAAAGUUUAUUACGAAUGCCUUCAGUCGGUCUGGUCAGCGCCUGGUAUGUGAAAAGCUUCGAGGAAGUGCUGGCAUUCGAAAAAACGGAUCCUACCGAAAACAAUCUAGAGAAAUUCUGCAAAUCGCUCACCCAGAUUCGUGACCGCCACUCCGAUGUUGUGCAAACAAUGGCUCAAGGGAUACUGGAAUUGAAGGAAAGCCGAGAUGGAGCGAUUGAGCCAUCCACUGAGCUCUCGAUUCAGUACUUUCUGGAUCGUUUGUACAUGUCCCGUAUCAGUAUAAGAAUGCUCAUCAAUCAGCACACUAUACUGUUUGGUGAUAUACCGCAGACAGGACGCCAUAUCGGUAGCAUAGAUCCUCUAUGUGAUCCGCACAUGGUCGUACGGGAUGCUUACGAAAAUGCACGUUUUCUAUGUGAUCAAUAUUAUCUUGCAAGUCCAGAACUCGAAGUAAUAGAGCAUAAUGAGAUUGAUAAGGGAAACCCCAUAAAAAUUGUGUAUGUACCAUCGCAUCUGUAUCACAUGCUGUUUGAGCUAUUCAAGAACUCAAUGCGUGCUGUAAUGGAGCAUCACGGAACAGAAAAUGAUGUGCCUCCGAUCAAGGUUACUAUCGUAAAGGGUAAAGAGGAUAUAUGUGUUAAGAUGUCCGAUCAAGGGGGCGGUAUUCCACGAUCGCAAGUGGAUCAACUUUUCAAGUACAUGUACAGUACUGCACCUCAACCGCCGAAAUCUAAAACAGAUUUGCCGUUAGUUCCAUUGGCUGGAUAUGGAUACGGGUUGCCCAUUUCCAGACUGUAUGCUAGAUACUUUCAUGGUGAUCUGGUCCUGUUCUCCUGUGAAGGUUACGGUUCCGAUGCAAUAAUUUAUCUCAAGGCAUUUUCAGAUGAAGCAAACGAAUUGUUACCAAUAUUCAAUAAAACUAGCACCAGAUUUUAUAAAGCAACCGUACCAACUGGUGAUUGGUCCAAUCAGGUAAAGGGCAAAAAAAUCAAACCUCCUAUAGUUAUAUAAAUAUUACUUCAUCAGUUGUUAUGUUCGUUACUAUAAUUGAACCCUUUGGUUAAUCAGAAUUGUGCAACAUCAGGAUCAAAUAAUUGAUGAAAGAUAUAAACAUAUAUCAAUUAAAGUAAUAUAAGCAUUUUAUCGGCUUUCAUGGACUUUUAUGUCUAUGAACUAUUAUGGAUAUUUUGUUAAUUAUAAAAUUAUGUGCUGUAAGAGAUUGUAAAUCUUAAAGCUUUCACUAUAUAAUUUCCGUUGGAUCAUCCACCAUUGUACGUAAUAUUUGCAGCCCACCUUAUCAACAUCUUAGGUGUAGUAUUAAAAAUACAUUACUUGUAGGCGGUAAUAUUGUAGGUAUAGUAUUUUAUGUUGUGGCGUUCUAGCUUGAAUACGUUUGAAUAGUUUUCUUUUGUUCCCUCUUCGCAUCUUCUUAUUGUUUAUUGUUGCGGGCAUUUCCGUCUCUUUUCUAUUCUACUAGGGCAAGAACUUUACCAACAGGUUGUUGUAGCCGUUUUACUAACGACUGUUGUACGAAUGUGAUGUUUAGAGCUCAAUUGACAGUACGAUGGAUCUCAACUGACCGUCGCCCUUUAUUUGUCCCAAUUUGACGAACUCUAUUCUUCCCGCUUACUACUACUACUACUUCUACGUGUCGCUGAGCUACAAUGUUUGGUUUAACGACCUUUGUUGACGUUUUUAGCUAUUUUGAUGAUAGUUACUUCAAUGUUCUGUUUUAUUUUAUUAAAUGUAUCUUUUUCGUUAUAAGAUUAUAUAAAAAUUAUGAAAAUAUAUUGAUGUUUAUAUUUACACCAUUCUA
This is a messenger RNA of Anopheles coluzzii, 2294 nucleotides long. It is a transcript of the gene Pdk, whose product is annotated as pyruvate dehydrogenase (acetyl-transferring) kinase, mitochondrial. NCBI's taxonomy places the organism in Eukaryota, Metazoa, Arthropoda, Insecta, Diptera, Culicidae. The record is from RefSeq and is a predicted model, not a curated record. Gene Ontology annotation, biological process: protein phosphorylation; regulation of glucose metabolic process. The coding region runs from base 281 to 1489 and encodes 402 amino acids. Gene Ontology annotation, cellular component: mitochondrion. The transcript is spliced from 7 exons. Gene Ontology annotation, molecular function: pyruvate dehydrogenase (acetyl-transferring) kinase activity.